AUGGAUUGUUUUAUUGUCUUCUUGUCAUUGAUGUUCGCCGUGUGGAGCUCUUCAGCCUCUCAACUACGAGGUGAUCUGCAAGCCAGCACAAUUCAUCAUUUUGUUCGAAGGGAACUUGAUCUUAAUGCAACUCCAACAUCAUCUAUGGAUGAAGGAUACCCGAGGGCUGUAGCUGCUUCCCAUCACUCGAACAAUGAAGAGGUACAAACUCGAUGGGACCAUGCUACGGUACAAAGAAAAGGGAAUGCUGGUGUCUCUUCUAAAGGUCCUAAGCUUUCAGAGGAAGAGAGGAAAAAGAAGAAAUAUGAGUGCAAUAGACUUUGUGUUCAAAGAUAUCGAUUCAAGUACUCUAAAGAAGGACAAGAAAUAGCUGCCAAAACUUUAGACCCGAUUGAAAAAGCUAGAUACGAUAAGAAAUUGGAAGAAAUUCAGAAAAAGAGGAAACAAUAUAAAGCGAAAUACUUUCAUGAUAUCAAAGUUGGACUUGAAAAAAACGAUCCAAAAGCUGUAGCACGAAACUUGAUGAACCGGAUCCAUAAUCGCCAAGCUUCGAGAAGAUGGAUGAGGAAGAAAAGGGCUCAGCAAGCCUUGCAUGAUUAAGAGCAGACAGAUGUAUCUCAGCCGUUUGUGCGACGUAUGGAUCCCCAAGAAUCAAACGUCACACAAGACAAGGCUAAACGUGUAAAGAAGGCUGAAAGGGUGAGUCAAAGAG
Molecule: messenger RNA, 712 nt
Organism: Meira miltonrushii
Lineage: Eukaryota; Fungi; Basidiomycota; Exobasidiomycetes; Exobasidiales; Brachybasidiaceae
Exons: 1
Coding region: 1-600 (199 amino acids)
Source: RefSeq, a predicted model, not a curated record